Molecule: messenger RNA, 2296 nt
Organism: Psammomys obesus (fat sand rat)
Lineage: Eukaryota; Metazoa; Chordata; Mammalia; Rodentia; Muridae
Gene: Top6bl
Product: chromosome unknown C11orf80 homolog
Biological process (GO): reciprocal meiotic recombination; meiotic DNA double-strand break formation
Source: RefSeq, a predicted model, not a curated record
AUGUGGGAAGCGGUGUCUGGCCCCCGGUGGCGCCCGCAGAACAGAAGGCUAAGCCGUCUGGGGUCUAGAGCCAGCUCGGGGAUCCUGCACCACGCAGCCGCGGCUUUCCAGGGACCUGCCCUGGAACACGCCAAGGAGGGCGGCCGAAGCGCUUUGAAAAGGGCCGAGGGCCACGUCUUGGCGAGACCGUGGGAAAGUCUCCUCGGGAGGAGCCACCGCCGGCCAGCCGCUUCGCGGCUCGCCUCCAACCUUGGCAGCUGAGCCACCUGUCACCCCGCCCAUCCGCCUACCCGCGCGGGCCGCCCCGGGCCUCCGCAGUGCGCAGGCGCGAGGCCUGGGGGCGGGGCGGGAAGGGGCGGGGCGGGAAGGGGCUGGCCGGCGGCGCCCUCGUCUAGGUCGAAGCGCUCACUGAAGAGGAGUUGUGCCCAACUUAGCGGUCCCGAGAGCUGCCGCCGCUCUCCCCGCGGAAUGGAGGGCACGGCUUUGGCUGUCUGCGAGAUUUUGAGAUAUUUAAUAAUUUACUGGAAGUGUGAAGCAGGAAUAUCAAAGGGAGCUUUACUAGAGGGACAGCUAGUGAUUUCCAUAGAAGCAUUAAAUUCUAAGCACCUGCCAAAUUCUCUUCAUUGUAUAACAACUAUUGCUGCUACAGGAAAUGUUCAUGGUGGCUUGGUCUUCAAGAAGUUUCUACAAGAAACACAUCCUGUGCUGCCCGGGUUCUCUCCAAGGCUGACUCUGGCUUCAGAGGAGGGGAGCCAUUCUCAAGACACAUCAGAUGUAGCACCCUGCCAGAUGUUUUUUGAGGUUGAUGAGAAUCCUCGAAGUUUGAUGACAGACUGUCUGGUUAUAAAGCAUUUUUUACGAAAAAUCAUCAUAGUUCAUCACAAGCUCAAGUUUAAUUUCAGUGUAACGGUGAAUGGGAUCCUCUCUACAGAGAUCUUUGGGGCAGAGAAUGAACCUACUUUGAGACUGUCCAGUGGAAUCACUCUUGUUGUGGGCUUUCAGCAUUAUGUGAGUAUACCAAAAUUCAAUUCAACUGAAUCACACUGCAUCAGAAUCCACCCUGUGCUAGGACAUCCAGCACCCCUGUCCAUCCCUGACAAUAUGGCUGACACGGACUUGUUGGGAGAACUGACUCUGACCCCAGCUGCUGCUCUGUGCCCCAGCCCCAAGGUCUUUACCAGCCAACUGAAAAGGAUUUCUUCACUAUACAUAUUUCUAUAUGGACCUUUGGGUCUGCCUCUAAUAACCUCACACCAGGAGCAUCCAAGCACCACUGUCUUCAGAGAUACCUCUUAUUUCAUCAACUGGAAGAAACACAAUUUGUUUAUGGUGCCCAGUUCGGACCUCAGUUUGGAUACACAUUUGGUGCUUCCAGAUGUGAGUUAUCAAGUGGAGUCCUCUGAGAGAAGUCAGUCUCAGGAUAUGGACCCACAGGGACUAACUCUGCUACUUUUCCUAUUUGUGGAUUUCCACAGUGGAUUGUCAAUACAGCAAGUGGAAAUCUUGGGACUCCAUACUUUGCUCACUGCUCAUCUCAGCGCCAUCCUCUCGGAGAGCCGCAGCACAGUGCAAGAUUCCAUGCAGUCAGCGGUGGACCAGGUCUUGGAGCCACAUCAGCAGGCUGCCAAGGCUCAUCAGAGACUGCAGGCCUCCCUCUCUGUGGCUGUGAAUUCCAUCAUGAGUGUGCUGACUGGAAGCACCUGCAGCAGCUUCAGGAAGACUUGCCUCCAGGCUCUUGAGGCAGCUGACACCCAGGAAUUUGGCUCCAAACUGCACAGAAUAUUUUGUGAUAUCACCCAGCAUAGGUUUCUGCACCACUGCUCAUGUGACACAGAGCAGCGCCUGGCCCCAGAGAAAAAGAAUUCAGCCCAGAGCGCCGAAGCCUGGCACAAGAGUCCUGGUCUGGAGUGCCUUGCAGAAACCAGCGGGCAAGCAGAAAACAAGAGGCUCAAGAGGAGCGACCCCAACCAGGGCAGGGAAGAAUCGCGAGCUCUGCACCCCGCCAGGAACCUGAGCCCGCAAGAGUCUGCCGCGCGCCGCCGCGAGCCCACCGAGGCCUCCCUCCCUGACGGAGGCUCGCAGAGCCGGGCGGCCCACGGCAGGGCCCAGGCGCCACACGCAGCGAGCCCCGCGGGCGGCCUGGAGGACCUGUGGCUGCGGGAGGUCUCCAAUCUGUCCGAGUGGCUAAGUCCGGGACACUGGGCCUAAGCGUCCGCUGCUGAGGGUCGCAGCGAGGCACGGACGCCCGGGACCCGCGUGUCGCGCCUCCCAUGGUUCAAUAAAGCUGCUCCAAGCA